Molecule: messenger RNA, 801 nt
Organism: Penicillium nucicola
Lineage: Eukaryota; Fungi; Ascomycota; Eurotiomycetes; Eurotiales; Aspergillaceae
Product: HpcH/HpaI aldolase family protein
Exons: 1
Coding region: 1-801 (266 amino acids)
Cellular component (GO): cytoplasm
Molecular function (GO): aldehyde-lyase activity
Source: RefSeq, a predicted model, not a curated record
AUGAGCUAUCCUACCGCCCUCACAACCACAAUCGAGAACUCUCGGUUGAGACUUCUUAACAAAAUCAAGGCGGGCGAGUUCCCCUUAAUGACCUUCAUGGCCAUUCCUUCCAUCCGUCAAGCCCAGAUCGUCGCUCUCACCGGAGUCGACGGAAUCAUCAUCGACUGCGAACACGGCCACAUCGGCGACGAUGCCAUGCACAACUCCGUUGCAGCAAUUUCAGCCCUCGGUGUAUCCCCCGUGAUCCGCAUCCGUGGUCCAGCCCAUGAUAUUCUUAAGCGUGCUCUCGACACCGGUGCACAUGGCAUUAUGGUACCCCAGAUCAACAACGCCGAGGAGGCCGCACAGAUCGUUGCAUCUUCCAAGUUCCCACCCCAGGGUGUCCGCGGCCAGGGCUCGGCAUUUCCUGCAAUUGGCCACGGUCUCACAACCCCCGAAUAUAUGAAGUCCGCCAACGAGACUAUCAUCACCAUGAUUCAAAUUGAGACCCGUGCCGGUGUCGAAAAUGUCGAGGCCAUUUGCGCCGUGCCCGGUGUUGACCUUGUCUUCAUUGGCCCUAAUGAUCUUGCUCAGUCUCUUCUUGGAUACACCCCUGCGCGCGGUGAUGAGCCCGAGUUCGUUGCUGCUAUUGAUAAGAUUAUCGCCGCGGCUCGCAAGGCUGGCAAGUGGGCUGGUCGCAUGGUCAACAACGGUACUGCUGCGAAGGAGGCUCGCGAGCGCUAUGAUACUGUUGCUAUUACUGGUGAUACCAAGGCUAUUCAGAACUGGUACAUGGCAGAGUUUGAUAUUGCUCGGUCUUGA